AUGGCCGCGCCUGACGCGAGGAAGCGAAGACCAGAUCGUGAUGCGGAACAGCAGGAGGCGGGGCAGGAUGACGGGGACCCCGAGGACAUCACGAUGAUCAAGAACGUGCUCAAGUCCAUGGGGGUCGAGGAGUUCGAGCCGGGCGUGGUGGACACCUUGCUGCAGUACGCGUACAGGCACGUCACGGACGUGGUGGAGAGCGCGGCCGUGAUCGCUGGGCAGGCGCGGCGAGAGCGGAAGGACGUCACGUACGACGACCUGAAGCUUGCCUUGCGCAUGCAGCAGGGGCUCCUGCAGGGACACCCCCCGACGGCGGAGACGCUGAAAGCCAUGGCAGGGGAGCGGAACGGCAGGCCGCUGCCAGUGGUUGCGCGGCCGGGGCAGGGGCCGGCGUCGCGCGUGGUCGGCCUGGACAAGAAGGACUGGCAAACGUACGUGAGGCUGCCCGCGGAGGACCGGUGCACGGUGAUGCCGAACUACCGCCCGCUGAAGCUCAAGGAGUCGCGCGAGAACCCCUGA
Molecule: messenger RNA, 519 nt
Organism: Pedinophyceae sp. YPF-701
Lineage: Eukaryota; Viridiplantae; Chlorophyta; Pedinophyceae
Source: the annotation of a GenBank genome assembly